This is a messenger RNA of Schistosoma margrebowiei, 3229 nucleotides long. The record is from the annotation of a GenBank genome assembly. NCBI's taxonomy places the organism in Eukaryota, Metazoa, Platyhelminthes, Trematoda, Strigeidida, Schistosomatidae.
AUCGAACUGGCGGGCGCAGCGUUUUGAAGUCAUCGGAUUUAUUGGAAUUAUGGGGUCGUCACCAGAGAUGGAGAGGUUUGGUUUGUCGGAUGUGGAAUAUUCGUUCAUGAUGGAUCCUUUAAAACGACGCCACAACCAAUCAAAGAAGCAAACAAUAUACGGGAUUUUUGCCUCAGACGAUUCUGAUUCAGAGCCUGAAAGAAGUGGCUUCGGUGGACGUGAAGCUGGUUUCAAGCGUAAGGGUGCCAAUUAUUCAGCACCGAUCACCUUUGUCAGUGGUGGAGUGAAGGUAGGGUAUAUUUAUGUUAAGGAAGGCUAGGUGACAAAUAAUGCGAUUCAUCGACGAGCUAACAAUUCAGUGUUCCCAAUUCUAUGCUGUGAAUAGAUUCUUAGGUGUUGCGAUCAUCUGAGAGGUUGUAAUAUUUACGUCGCUGCUUAGUUAUGAAUCGCCUUUUUGCUUCUUAUUACUUCAAGUUGUAUGAACUCAUUAGGCUCCAGUAAAGAUGCCUGGGAUAGAUAUACCCAUUGUUUAGCUAAUAUUUUAACAGUAAACCUGCACUGUCGAAAUGAUUAAGUAGUUCAGUCGUACGGAAAAUGUGCCAACUAUUUUUAUGCAUAAUAGCUGUCUAGAACAUGCAUUUGUUAUAUCAUGUUUGUUUCGUUCAUUUAUUCAACUAAUUUGCAAGUCUCGUUUGUCAUGUAAAAAUGUGUUUUCGAAGGUCCUAAGUAUUUUCUUCCAUUGUAGGCAGGUGCCGGUGCUUCGUCUGGUCCGAAAGAAAAUAACGAAGAAGUCGACCAGAUUUCGGAUGAUGAAGACGACAAAUCUGUCCUAAGGAGUUUGCGUCCUUAUCAUGAUUCAGACUCUGACUCACCAAAUUCAGAUAUUCAUCGUAAACCUGACAGACCUGCGGGCAUAUCCGUUGGGGCCGGUCGACGUGUAGCAGCAGCCGCUGCAGCGGCGAAGUCUGCGACCUCUGGUUUCGGGGCUUGGGAAAGGCACACAAAGGGUAUUGGAAUGAAGCUUUUAGAGCAGAUGGGUUACGAACCGGGCAAGGGUCUUGGUUCUGACGGUCGGGGUAUUGUUACUCCAGUUCAAGCUGUCCAACGAGUGGGGAAAGUAUCAGUAGGGUAUUAUGGAUCUGAAAAAGCUCCCGCCCCUCGUCGAGGAAAUGAGACUGUCGUUGAAGAUUCAGACUCUGUUGGGCCACGUUACAAGAAGAGGCCUGGGUUACAACGGAGUCAAGCAUCAAAGCCUAUACAGGAGUAUAAAACUACUGAUGAAUUAGUCGCAAAUCUUUGUCCUGCAACCCCUGCUACCGCUGUUAGGCGACACGGGAUUUUCUUAGAGAACAGUGAAUUGUCCAAAGUAAAGGUUAUCGAUAUGACAAGUAAAGAGCAAAAGGUGUACUCUGGUUAUGAAGCUGCUUUAUCUCGUGUUGUGCAAAGGCGCCGAAAACCGGGAGAUAAUUCUACUCUCUCAGAUGAAGAAAAUCCAGAUGUUGAUGGUAAACGAAUCGAAAAAAGGUUGGAAGGGAAUUUCUUUGAUUGUCCCUCUCUGCGACACAAUUUCGCCCUGAUAAUGCGGUCCGCUGAAGAUGAAAUUAGGAGGUUUGAUCGGGCUGCUAGAUUCGAGGAAGAUCGCGCAGUUGGUUUAGAACAUGAAAUCGAAAAAUUAACUGAGAUAGUUGACGCAGAAGAAUCUGAAGUGAAUCACCUCAAGAAAGCUUUAUUUUUAAUAAAGAAGUUUGAAGAUGAAGUUACGUUUCAUUCAGGCUGUGAUACGAAUUUAACAUCUGAAGCUAUUUCUUCUUGGGUAUCACUUAUACGUGAGGAAUGUGCUAACCUAGUAGAAAUGCCUGUUCUCAUGGCAUCGAUCGCUCGCCCAAUGUUGGAUAAUUCACUUGCUAGAUGGAAUCCUCUUAAGGAACCUACAUUUUGUCUCGAUUUGUUGAGACACUGGAGGGAUUUCUUUCAAAAUUCUUGCGCAUUUGAUGUUAUACUUGAAACAAGCUGGUUGAGCGCCAUACGCCGCACUAUUGUUAACGAAUGGAAUCCUCGAGACUGCGAACCUCUCCUGGAGGUUCUCGAAGCCUGGCAACCUUUGUUACCGGAUGAUAUGUUGCAGCACAAAAUACUCGACCAACUGAUUCUUCCAAAAUUACAGGAUGCUGUAUCCUCAUGGAAUCCGUUAACUGAUACAGUACCUGUUCACACUUGGUUGCAUCCCUGGCUACCUUGGUUUGGAGGAGUUGAACGUCUCUCGUGUUUGCAUGAUAUGGUUCUCCAGAAGUUAGGAAGUUGCCUUACCAACUGGCAUCCUAGUGAUGCAUCUGCCCGCUCAGUCCUAAUGCCUUGGCGAACCAUUUUCCCGGUCACGUCCAUGGCAGCUUUCUUAAGUCGCCAUGUGGUGCCGAAACUUGCUUUAGCGUUGCAACAGUUCCAACUUAAUCCCGCUAAGCAAAACAUGGAUCCGUGGAAUUGGGUGAUGCGCUGGGCAGACUUGAUUGGUCCGGCUGUACUUGUAAACCUACUUGAACAUCAUUUCUGGUCACGUUGGCUAUCAGUCCUUUCAAGUUGGUUGAAUCAGGGGGUAGAAGCUAGGCAACGUGGAGACCACACUGCUGCCGGUCAAGUUUAUCAAGAAGUUGGCCGUUGGUAUGCUGGUUGGAAAGGUCAGUUACCUCCUGAGUGUAUGGAAUAUGCAAGUGUCAAAGAUGCUUUGACAAAAGCUUUGGCAAUGAUGGAACGUUCAAUGAGAGGGUUGCCGCCUCAAGAACCUCAGGUCUCAAAGCAAGGUCAGUCAGAUGUGUCAAGGUAUCCUGCUGGCUCAUCAGGCGUACUCCCGCCAGCUUUUGGAUCAUCAACACCUUUGGUUGCUCCUCCUCCGACAACAUUACGUAAACAAGUUGAACAAGUAGCAGCGCAGCGCGGCUUCCUAUUCCAUCCUAUUUCAAACAGAAUGUUCGAAGGUCAACAAGUAUAUAGACUGGAAUCACUACAAGUGUUUUUCGACCGCAACGUCAGUUAUGUGUACAAUCCCAGUGAUGGUGGCUGGCUUCCUGUUACAUUUGCUGAGUUGAUGACCCGUGCUCAGUACUGACUUAAUCUUUUGACUUUGUAAAUUUCUUUUUCAAACAUUACUUCUCACAAGGAUAUUGUAUAUAGUUCCAGAUUUUCUUUGUAAUUUCUUCUGAGUGAUAUAAAAAGAUAAUUGCGAUAAGUUUUCAUA